UCCGCCCCUGCCUAUAUCUAUCGUAUAAUAAUAAUUACAAUAACUAUGUCUCGAUUUUAAAGAAAUUAAAAUUGACUAUAUGAAUUUUAAUAAUCGCUAAAAUUUUACAUUAUCUUCGGAAUAUAGGAGAUAUGUCUAAUUAAAUAAUUUAAUUUUUAAUUUUAAUUUGUGUUGAACUUAUGUUGAAACUAUCAAUCUUGUACAAACAACAUCUAGAAGUAGGGUCGAAUCUUUAGUCAACAUAUGAAGUCCAUGUUGUAAGAGUCCAAAUUCAAAUGUGCUUAUUUGUUUGACCUUUUUAGUUCUGGAUUAACUGGAAUUAGUAUGAGAAUAAGUCAUUGAAGACAAUUUUUUUAUAAAAACGUUAUUUCACUCUAUGACCAAACAUACCCAAUAUUUUCAUAUACAGUUGAAUUUGAGAAAGGUAAAAUGUAUAUAGACCUUAUCAGAAGUAGAUAAAUUAUUUUUGAUAAAUCUUUGACUCAUAGAAAAGUAAUCUUAAGCCGUUCAAAAAAAAUAACAAAAAUACAAAAAACAUAAGAUAGUAACCAAACAACAGAUAAUAGCAUAAAAGUAUCUACAACAAAAUAAAAGGAUAGUGAAAGUAUAAAAAAUAACAAGUAGUAAUAGAAAUUGAAGGACAAGGAAUUACGGAGCAAUACUACAACUAUUAUACCUAUUCCCUUCUACCCUAAUAUACGUCCUCCACAACCAUGUCCUCGGUGAACUAAUAAUGGUCAUCUAGAUUCCAGAUCACCUCCCUCAAUGCUUCUUCGGUCUAUAUCUACCUCUUUAGAAACCAUUCUUUGUCAGCCUUUCACACCUCUGCAUAUGACAUUAAUUCAUAGAUCUCCUAUUACCCUGGAUAUCCUCAUUUCUAAACCCACCUCUCCUAUUAUGCUCAUACAUCCAUGAAACAUUCUUAUUUAUGCGACUUUUAAUUUCUAGAUGUGGGACUUCUAUGACCAUCACAACGUCGGAAAAAUUUAUAGUCAAACAUCUUGGGCUCAGAACUAUGAUAUAUCUUCCUCGUUUCAUAAUAAUUGUCAUAUUUCAUUUUCGGAGAGUUGAAAGUUUUACGUUUUAUGUUAAAGGAAAUACAACGUGAUUGAAUAUUGAAUUGAAUGCUCAUAUAAUGAUGAUAAUUGUUCCUUUGUGGGUUUCAAAAAAAAAUCCAAGAAUGAUGUGCCUCGAUCAUAUUGGGCCCAUUAAUUACCUAAGCCCAAAAGUAUAGUCGAUUUCACAAAAAAAAUUAUACAAAUGUAUAAGAGAUGCAUAUACACCUUUAUACAUAUUAUAUAAUAUAUAAAGCUUAGUAAGGUGAAAGGUAAUAAAACAUAAAAUAAAGGAAUUUCCAUGAUUAAUUUGUUACAUCGUCCUUGUUUAUAUCGAUCGGUCUCGAACCACUUAGUUGUCAAACAAGAAAUUAAACUUAAUAAGUCUCAUAUAAAAUUAUAGGUUUUUAUUGUUCUCUAAAUUAAUCAGAAAUUAGCAAUGGAUACUGAUGGUAGGUGGACUCUUCAAGGCAAUACUGCCAUUGUUACUGGAGGCACUCGAGGCAUAGGGCAUGCCAUUGUAGAAGAAUUAGCAAGUUUUGGAGCAAAUGUUUAUACAUGUUCACGUAACCAAAUGGAGCUUGAUGAAUGUCUUAGACAAUGGAAAGCAAAAGGUUAUACAGUUGGAGGGUCUAUGUGUGAUUUACAAUCAAGAUCUCAACGACUAAAGUUUAUGGACAAUGUUAGCAGCUACUUUGAAGGAAAAAUCAAUAUUCUUAUAAAUAAUGCUGCUGUGGUUGUAUCAAAUAUAGCAACAGAAUACACUCAUGAAGAUUACAACACUAUGAUGGGCACAAAUUUUGAGGCUUCUUACCACUUAUCUCAACUUGCACAUCCAUUCUUAAAAGCCUCAAAAAAUGGAAGAAUUGUAUUCAUUUCUUCUGUUGCUGGCUUUGUCUCUCUGCCCUUAUGUUCCAUUUAUUCAGCAGCUAAAGGGGCAAUAAACCAAUUGACAAGGAGUUUGGCAUGUGAAUGGGCUAUGGACAAUAUUAGAGUUAAUGCAGUUGCACCAUGGGUGAUCAAAACUUCUCUCAUCGAAGCAGCUUCAAAAGAUCUAGAAAUGAAUAAAAGGAUCAAUAAAUUAGUGAGUCGAACUCCUAUUGGUGGUCGAGCUGGAGAGCCAAAAGAAGUAUCAGCCAUGGUUGCCUUCCUUUGCUUACCAUGUGCUUCAUAUAUCACUGGCCAAAUUAUGUGUGUUGAUGGAGGAAUAACUAUUAAUGGAUCUUGUUAAUUAUUGUCAUCACAUCAAAUAAAAAUAAAAAUAAAUAAUUAAAUAAAACAUCAGUGAUAUAUAUCAGAAGUCUUGAAUUUGAAUUAUUCGUGAGUGAAUCGUAUGUUUGGAGUUGGAUAAUAGAAUUAAAGAUUUGUAGAAUGGGUUACCAA
Messenger RNA from Solanum lycopersicum (tomato), 2438 nucleotides. Its product is annotated as tropinone reductase homolog. The record is from RefSeq and is a predicted model, not a curated record. Gene Ontology annotation, molecular function: oxidoreductase activity. Lineage: Eukaryota; Viridiplantae; Streptophyta; Magnoliopsida; Solanales; Solanaceae.